Molecule: messenger RNA, 453 nt
Organism: Porites evermanni
Lineage: Eukaryota; Metazoa; Cnidaria; Anthozoa; Scleractinia; Poritidae
Source: the annotation of a GenBank genome assembly
AUGGCAGCUUCCAUUUGUUUACACCAGUACAACCAGCAGAUGACUGCUGCUCACUAUAGAAUAAGUUUGUUGUUAUUGAAUGGUGGGGCGAAGGCACUUACCCUGCAACAAUGUCCUGGUCUUAGUAUUUCAGUCUCACACUCAUCUGCUAUCAGCAUGCAAAGCAAGACAGCAGCUCCAAAUGUCUCAAAAGCUACUUCCUGGAAGGGAGACAUUGUUUCAAAGACACUGCAACUCAAUUUCUUGAAAGAGGUUGUCACAAAAAAGCAAACAGCACAGAUCAACAUGUCUCAAAACGAGGUUUCUAGUUAUGAAUGCUUUGCAGACAGUGUGCAUGCAAAUAGCUGCAAAUUACUAGAGAAUGCUGGUGAAGAAGGUUGUCGUACCUAUUCUCGAAAUGUCAUUAUUAGUGCAGUGGAAAAUCGUGGGAAGAGCAUUGUGCACUUCGAGUAA